Messenger RNA from Vitrella brassicaformis, 2406 nucleotides. The record is from the annotation of a GenBank genome assembly. NCBI's taxonomy places the organism in Eukaryota, Vitrellaceae.
AUGAUUCUUAAAAGACAAGAUGCGGAUAGACCUCACAGAUGACGCAUCUGCCGGAAACUCGCAAGAUCUCGCCCAAGACGAAGCGUCCGACCUACUAGGGCCCGCUCCCAAGAAGGCGAGGGUGUGUCGUACUGCGUGGCUGUGGCGGUGUCAGCCCUUCUACCUCAACGCGAUAGUCGACUACGGGCGCGAUGGGGAGGAGAACGAGGGCUGCUUGAGCAUUCGGGACGUUGUCGAUGGGCCCGUGCAAGAGGUGCGUUGGUUGGCAGAUGGUGCCUGAAUGAGCCUCUGGGCGUUGCUGCAAUGGGCUCCUUGAUGUGUUGUCCUUUUGCAGAUGUUGCUCACCAGCACGAGAUUUGACCUGGUCGGUGAGAUGAGAGAGAACAGGCAGUCAGCGCACACUGGUUCUGUUCCUCCUUGUGUCAGCCGUGGCUGGUGGAUGAGUGUCCCGUGAUGAAGACAAUCCGGCGCAUCGCCGUACUCACCGGCGACCCACGGACAGACGACCCGCAGGACCAGCCCAGCAAAGGUGACUGAGCCCAGCAAAUCUGCAUGCCACUUCUGUGUGGGUGCAUGCGGUGUGUGGAUGUGAAUGUGGUCAGAGGAGAGGCUCCGGUUGCUUGUGGAGGCGGCGAAUGAUCUAUCGUCGUAUGGGCCGGCCGUGACGGUAGAGGCGGUGCCGCUGACCGAUCAGCAUGGCCGGUUCCAUCCCAAGCUGAUUUUCCUGACGUAUGCGGACCGCAUCCGCGUGUGCAUCUCGUCAGCCAACUUCACGCACAGCGACUGGUUGGCAGAGAGGAGACGAAGAGGCCCGUGUGUGGGUGAAACGGUCACCUGUGUGUGUUGUGUGUGUAGGUGGAGGAAGAACCAGAUCAUCAAUGUGCAGGACUUCCCCCGCAAGCUGCAGCAGGGCAGCCAGCCGUCGACAGACAUGGAAGGUGAGGCUGACUGAUGGAAUGCGGCCAUCCCCAUGUGUAUUCAACGCUGUGUGUUCAGAUCAGCUGGCGGCUUUCCUUCGUGCAACCACCAAGGCGGGUGGCUGGUGUGACAAAAUUCGCCAGUUCGACUACUCGACCGCCAUUGGCAAGAUAGUCGCGUCUGUGCCGGUGAGCCACACAGAGAGGGCGGGGUCAUGACCGCACUCAUCCAACACGUGCUGCUGUGUCACACGCAGGGCAGCCACGCGGGCUCGGAUGUCCAUCGGUGGGGCCACAUGCGGAUGCGCCGCCUGCUCAGUGGCCAGCCAGGCCCCAAGGGCCUGGAAGAGUGAGCAGACUGCAUGGCGACUGCACCACUAUGAUGUCCGGCCGCUUUGUGACGGAUAUCUAUUGUGUGUGCACGUAUUUUGUUUAUGUCGUGCGUCUGUCAGCCACGCUGUGGUGUGUCAAGUGGCGUUGCUCGACAGUCUCGAGGAAAACUGGAUAGAGGAGUUCAUCGGUCGGUCACCACACACAACUACAGCUCCAGCUCUGCAUGUGUGUGUGUGUGUAUCCAUCCAUCCGACUCAUCCCGUUUUUUGUUGCCUUCUGACUUGUGAUUGUAGGUAGUUUGUGCGAGUGCCCAUCCCACCCUGAGCUGGAGGCAGCCACUUACCUGGCGGCUCAUCCUCCCGACCAUAGACGAGGUGAGCUCAUGCGCACCAAAGAGAUGAACGUGUGAAGACUCACUCUCAGUGUGUCGUCGCUUUGCGUGCAGGUGCGGACCUCGCUGGAGGGAUGGGCGGCGGACAAGUAAGCAUAGGAUAAAUCUGGUCUACACUGAACACAUAUCACGUCACAUGGAUGUCUGGUUCUACCCUCUUAGGGAAGUGCAAGUCAUGGAGGAGCGUCUGAUGAUCGCCGACAUGAGGGUCGGUACGACGACGCCACUCCCAGAGGGCCUCCUGCACAGAUGGGGCCUCCACAAAGCCAACGGCGAGCGGGCAUGCUGCGGCGCCGCCAUCCCCCAUCCGCCGGACAGGACGUCGGCGUCUCCCCACCUCGACACGUUCCUCAAGUGAGUGAGUCGCACACAUGUAGCCAAUGUGUGUGUGUAUGUCGCUGUUGUGUUUUAGGUAUGGCCGUCGGUCGGGUGACGUCAGCAAGCGCCGGGAGGUGGCGUGGAUAUAUGUCGGCAGCCACAACUUCAGCAAAGUGAGUGAGCCAACAGCCAAUACGGCAUACGUCGUCUCUCUCGCACUAUCCUGUUGUGUGAUGUGUGUGACACAAAUGCAGGCGGCGUAGGGUGAGCUGCAGAGCAACCACUCCAAGCUGUUCAUCCGGUCAUACGAGCUGGGCAUCUUCAUCUCGCCACACACACUCCGUGGCCUCACCCCGCCCCAACCACACACCACCCCACACACACAGCCGGCCGGCGCAUCGUCUUCCAGUGGCAGCAGCAGUGCCGCCACUCCGAUGCGGUCAUUCG